AUGCAGCAGGGUGAUAGAGAGCAAGCACAGAGAGAUAGAGAGAUAGAGAGAGAGAGAGCGCGUCGCGAGAGCUGGAGCAGCAAGCUUGAGGUUGAAGAGACGAAGUUGAGAAAACGGCGGAAGAAAGGGAAGAAGAGGAAAAGAAGGAAGAAGGAAGAAGGAAGGAAGAAAAAAGGCGAGACGACGCAGCAGGAGAGGAAAAAAGGCGCCAGGAGGGGCAAAAAGUGGGUCGGCGAGCGGCAGGCGGUGAUUGGCUGGCUGCUGGAUUGGGUAGUUAUUAUUGUUUGCUUGGGCUGGACAGGGCGAGGAGGAGGAGCAACAACAAGAAAGCAGAAGAAGACGACGACGGGGACGGGGACGGGGACGAGGGACGGCGAGACGAGAUAA
Messenger RNA from Trichophyton benhamiae CBS 112371, 387 nucleotides. RefSeq lists its product as uncharacterized. NCBI's taxonomy places the organism in Eukaryota, Fungi, Ascomycota, Eurotiomycetes, Onygenales, Arthrodermataceae. The coding region runs from base 1 to 387 and encodes 128 amino acids. The transcript has a single exon. The record is from RefSeq and is a predicted model, not a curated record.